Molecule: messenger RNA, 747 nt
Organism: Rhizophagus irregularis DAOM 181602=DAOM 197198
Lineage: Eukaryota; Fungi; Glomeromycota; Glomeromycetes; Glomerales; Glomeraceae
Molecular function (GO): protein binding
Source: RefSeq, a predicted model, not a curated record
AUGCUCAGAUUAGAAAGACUGGUCGUAGACACGGGCACAAAGCUGCCAAAAGGUUGGAACCAUAACUGCUUCGAUUUGAGGUAUUUAACUAUAAUCUGUGGGGAAAUGCCGGGAGGUUACUUCGGACUCCCGGAACCUGACCUAGUUAUUCCUUCCGAGAUAAAUGAGCUUCGCCUGUUGGGUCCUCAUAAAACCAGUCUCCUGUGGAACUCCAUUAAAAACUGUCAUCAUCUUAAAACGCUUACCCUGCGGGAUUGCCGCAUCGACAGAAUUCCUAAUAUAGAUGGGUUAGAAAGUUUAUGCAUUCAGGAAAGAGUGUUCGGUCCAUGGAGCGGUUCGUCUCUUGCAAGGAAUGGAAGUCUUCAGCAUUUAAUCUUGUACGACUCGGAAGAUAUAGAUAUGAAAUCAUUAGCAGAAACCUAUCUGAGACUCUCAAGUCUUGAGCUCGUAGAUUGCACUGUGUGUGACUUAGAUAAAAUCGUCGGCUUCCGACGGCUUAUGACCCUCAAACUAGACACUGUAUCUUUCUUUUCAGGGACGUUGGAGGUCAUCGAAACCCUAAGCCUUAAAUCGUUAUAUCUGAAGAGGGUUGACAUCGGUCGUGAACGUGUGAUUGAUUGCGAUUUUGGAUGCUCAUUUAUACCGUGGCAGUGCGGUCUCACAUAUAAAGCUAUGCGGUUUUUCAUCCAAGAGUAUGGGCCCGCAACGGAUCACCCCCUAUCGCGCUGCUACCCCUGGCGGAUAUAA